This is a messenger RNA of Macrosteles quadrilineatus (aster leafhopper), 2959 nucleotides long. Its product is annotated as SCY1-like protein 2. The transcript has 15 exons. NCBI's taxonomy places the organism in Eukaryota, Metazoa, Arthropoda, Insecta, Hemiptera, Cicadellidae. Gene Ontology annotation, biological process: protein phosphorylation. Gene Ontology annotation, molecular function: ATP binding; protein kinase activity. Bases 121 to 2634 code for a protein of 837 amino acids. The record is from RefSeq and is a predicted model, not a curated record.
GUGUUCAGUUGUCAUUUUUGUGACUGUGGAUUGAGGUUAGACUGUGGAAAUAAAUUAACAAAGUUGUAGUAAAUUUAAUGACUGUUUUUUUAAUUAUUGCAUAAAUUUAAAGUAAUUUAAAUGGAUGUGUUUAACAAGUUUUAUUCUACUGUGUCAACGACUGUCUCCCAACUCCAGGGAGUGUUGCCUGGCAACCCGGUCACCAGAGAGUAUGAGGUGAUUGCUCACAUCGCCAGCGCUGGCUCAGGCCUUCACUGGAAGAUUUACAGCGGAUACAAAAAGUCUACGAGACAAGAAGCGAGCAUAUUUGUUUUUGAGAAGCGACAGUUGGACCGAUGGACCAAGCAGGAUAGAGAAGACAUCCUUAGUUCUCUGAAGAGAGGAGCAUCACAACUGACCAGGCUUAGACAUCCGCAGAUUCUGGUUGUACACCAUCCUUGCGAAGAGUCCAGAGACAGUUUAGCUUUUGCUACGGAGCCAGUCUUUGCCAGCUUGGCAAACAUCCUCGGCAAACUGGAGAAUACUCCGACACCGCCAAGUCCGCAGUUGAAAAACUACAAACUGUUUGAAGUGGAAAUCAAGUACGGACUGUUGCAAGUAGGAGAGGGGCUUGCAUUUUUGCACAACGAUGCGAAAAUUCUGCACCACAACCUGACGCCGGAAAACAUUGUUGUGAACCAACAAGGCGCCUGGAAAAUCUUUGGUUUCGAUUUUUGCAUUUUGAAUUCUCAACCUGCUGCGGCUACUCCUGUUUGGCUGUGGCAGCAGUACAAGCCAGAUGUUCAUCCAUUGGCGCAGCCAGAACUGGACUAUCUCGCCCCAGAGGUAGCCCUGACGGAAAGUAACGGAGCAGCGAGUGACAUGUUCAGCCUGGGAGCUGUCAUCACAGCGUUGUACAACGACGGCCAACCUCUGCUGACUGCCAACAAAGACUGGAUGUCUUAUAAGCGAAACAUCAAUGAGCUGAAGCAGCUACCAUUGUCCAAACUGAUGUGUGUAGCUGAAGGUUUGAGAGACAUGGUGAGACUAAUGCUUAAUGUCAAGCCCGAGUUGAGACCAGACGAACACGAGUUUCUUAAGAUAGACUUCUUCAAUGACGUGGGGGUAAAAACUCUGAACUACUUGGACUCUUUGUUCCAGUGGGAUAACCUGCAAAAGUCUCAGUUUUAUAAGGGACUUCCCGAAAUAAUUGAGAAACUACCACAUAGAGUGUGUCUGUUCAGAGUUAUUCCUUGUUUGGUGAAGGAAUUUGUGAACCCAACGAUGGUUCCGUUCGUUCUGCCCAAUGUUUUGCUCAUCUCGGAGAAUUGUUCCAAAGAGGAGUUUUCUCAACUUAUUCUUCCCCACCUUAAGCCUGUCAUGAAAAUGACAGAUCCGAUUCAGAUCCUGCUGAUCUUCAUGCAGAAGAUGGAGUUGCUUCUGAAGCUAUGUCCACCAGAAGAGGUGAAGUCUGAUGUAUUGCCGAUGUUGUAUCGAGCGCUGGAAGCGGAUGCUCAGCAAAUUCAAGAACUCUGCCUGUCUGUGCUACCCAACUACGCGACACUCAUCGAGUACCCGUCGAUGAAGAACGCGCUGCUGCCCAGAAUCAAGCGGCUUUGCAUAUCAACUUCUUUCAUAUCGGUUAGGGUCAACUGUCUCGUGUGUGUUGGUAAGCUGUUGGAACACCUGGACAAGUGGCUUGUACUGGACGAAGUGUUACCGUUCCUGCCUCAGAUACCCUCUCGAGAACCAGCCGUCCUCAUGGGAAUACUUGGUAUUUACAAACUGGUCUUGAACCACAAGAAGUUUGUAAUGACCAAAGAGGUGAUGGCAACCAAGGUGAUUCCGUUCCUGAUGCCGCUCAGUAUAGAGAACGCCCUCACGCUGAACCAGUUCAACGCUAUCAUCGCAGUCAUCAAGGAGAUGGUCAACCGUGUGGAGGCCGAGCAGAAGGUCAAACUGGAACAGCUCAAUUCUAUACAGAACGAGCAAAAGGACAUGGAUAUGAACAUGAAGACCUUCAACUCAGCCCCUCCCACACAGUCAGAGUUUGAGGAGAUUCUCGGCAUGAAGCCGAGCAUACCUAAACCAACUCCCACUCUCAAUUCAGAUCUGUCCACCUUAACUCAGCCCAAAGGUUUGACUCUGCAGGAUAAACAGGGGUACGUUGAGAGACAAGAGGUAGCCAGAAGGUUACAACAGGAGCCAGUGCUGAACCCAACCUCCGUCACACCCCGUGCUCCACCCCCCGUCAAGGAUCUCACCAUGUCACUCAUGGAGAACAACUUGAAGCAGAUCUCACUGGCGCCUGCCCCCACCAACCCCGCUCAGGGGUGGUCUAUGCCAGUCGCCCCCGCUGUAGCACCUGUUGCCCCCGCUGCACCUGUACCACCUGCCAACGCAUGGACCAAUCAGAGUUGGAACCCCCCGGCAGCCGCCCCCGCGUGGCAGGCUCCCCCCGCUCUACAAGCUCCCCCUCGACAAGCUCCCCCCGCUCAGUUUCGCCCCACCUUCCCUGCUCCACAGUUCCAACUGGCCAACAAGGUUCCGAUGAACAGCAUGGCCCCGCAGUCUUUUCCGAUGAUGAACGGAAUGAAACCCGCUCAACCUACCAAGCAACUCUCUGCUACAGAAAUCAACGAUUUCCUCAGUUAAUAUUUUAUAAAAAAUUAUAAACACUGGUUUUGUUCGAUUACGUGGAGUGUCGUGUUAUGAUGGAUGCUAGUAACGGAUUGGUUCGUGUUGUGUAACAUUUCAUUCCUGUUAACCAAAAUGUUGAUACAUAGUGUUUUUGUAUGUAUAUAAGAGCUAGUCUUUUUCUGGUCACUGUGCUUUUGUAGAGCAUAAAUGCUGCUUUUGCACUGAGACAUGUCGCUGUAUAAUUUUUGAACUUUGCCAUAGUAAUAUUUUGCUGAAUUAAACAUUUACCUAGAUAUUUUAGCACAUUCUAUAGGUUUGAAAUUGGCAAUUACAACUUAAA